Messenger RNA from Humulus lupulus (European hop), 2767 nucleotides. RefSeq lists its product as uncharacterized. Lineage: Eukaryota; Viridiplantae; Streptophyta; Magnoliopsida; Rosales; Cannabaceae. The annotation marks the transcript as partial. The record is from RefSeq and is a predicted model, not a curated record. Gene Ontology annotation, molecular function: nucleic acid binding; zinc ion binding. The transcript is spliced from 3 exons.
UUUCAUAAGUCAAAAGGUGAAAUGAUGAGAUGAAAGGUGUCAACUUUUGACAAUAAGGCUAAAUCAUUGAAAAUAAGGAAUUUUCAUCAAACCUUAUCACUUUGCACGACCAUUAUUCUGAAAAACAGAGAGAAAAGAAAACCAAAAACCAUUUCUUGGCUGGUUUGAAGAAAUUCUAAGGAGAUCCAAGUGAAAGCAAAGCCAAAGAAGUAGAUUAAGCUUAGUUCUAGCCUUUUUAUGGUAAGUUCUUGUACUUGGAAGUUAAACUAUGUUUUUAAUUUUUCUGAGAACUUAUAUAUGGUGUUUUAUCAUUUUUAAGAUAUUUCUUGGGGUUUCCAAGUGGUUUGAGGUUUAGAAAAGCUUGAAGAGAUUGUUUUCGCCGAAAAGUUGCUCGGAUAAGCACAUCAAUACCUAAGACAUCACUUGUUACACGGUGAAAUAUAUUGUGGACAAAAGAUAUAUAAUAACACAGAUGGAUCAUGAACAUGGAAUUGGGGCUACUGAAGGCUCUUGCAGCAAUAAAUAUGAACAAGAAAUGGCUCAACUUCGAGCGGUAGUGAAUAGACAGGCUGAACAAAUUGAGAAGUUGUUAGCAGAACAACGACAAAGGCAAGCACCAACACCACCUACUGAAACUCCAACACCUCCACAAGCUCCACCUCCACAAGCUCCACCUGCAGUGCACCCCAUGGAACCAUUAUAUGAACGGUUCCGAAAACAACGCCCACCAGUAUUUGAAGGUAGCACUGACCCACUUGACGCACAAGACUGGAAGAGUUCUUUAGAAGACAUCUUUGAGUUCAUGCAACUAAGUGACAGGGAAAAAGUUUCUUGUGCUGCACAUACACUUAAAAAGGAUGCUAAGAUCUGGUGGGAAGUGGUUAAGCAGACUAGAGAAGUGAAUCAGAUGACUUGGGCAGAAUUUGAACUGGUCUUCAAUGAGAAGUUUUAUAAUGAAGCUGUGUUGACUGCCAAAGUAAGUGAGUUCACUAGAUUGCAACAGGGGAAUCUAUCAGUGGCUGAGUACGCCAGGACAUUUGACCGGUUAGCCAAGUUUGCACCAGACUUGGUUAACACUGAAACUAGUAGAGUGAAUCGCUUCCUGGAGGGUCUACAACCAGAAUUGGCUAGAGAUGUAGAUAUGGGACGUACAGGGCCUCUUUCUUAUGCUCAGGCUGUGGAGAAAGCUUUGAGAGCUGAACAUAGAGAAGAAAAAAUAACAAAAGCUAAAGCUGCUACUAGCACGCCUCGUAGAGACACUCCAUUCAACAAAGAACAAAGCCGCUUUCACAAUGACAACAAAAGAGGGGCCCAGAAUUUCCAAUUUAGACAAGGACAGAAUAAGAAAUUUAAAGGAGGUCAGCAAAACAGGCAACCUGGAUUCCAACAAAUGCCACGAUGUCAAACUUGUGGAAAGAAUCAUUUCGGGGAGUGCAGGCUUCUAACUAAGAGCUGCUUCAAAUGUGGCAAGGGGGAUCAUUUUAUCAAAGAUUGUCCAUUGAUGAAGAACCAACAAAUGAAGGAUGAACCUCAGAGGACAAAUGCUAGGGUGUUCACGAUUACUCAGGCUGAUGCUGAUACCAACAACUCUGUUGUGUCAGGUGAUAUUUUUGCAUCUGGUAUUCUCACUCAUGCAUUAAUAGAUUCAGGUGCCACGCAUUCAUUUGCAUCAUUGACAUAUGUAAAAAGGUUGGGUGGAUCGUGUGAAAAAUUGUCAGAAGUUUUUAGUACAAUGUUACCAUCUGGAGAGAUUCUGUAUUCUACUCAUUGGUUGAGGGGGGUUCCUAUUUGCAUUGAUGGUAGGGAAUUAUAUGCUGAUCUAAUAAUGUUAGAGAUGGCCGAUUAUGAGGUGAUUUUGGGUAUGGAUUGGCUUUCAAAGUAUAAUGCCACUAUUGAUUGUAGAAGGAAAACAGUGAUAUUUAAGCCUUCGGAGGAAGAUGAGUUUAUGUUUACUGGAGCGACAUCGAAAGGUUGCAUUCCAUUAAUUUCUGCUAUGAAGGCCAGGCGACUGUUGGAAAGUGGAUGUGUGGGUUAUCUCGCCAGUGUGGUUGACACGUAUAAGGAGCAAAAGUUAAAACCGGAAGAUGUACCGGUAGUUAGAGAUUUCUUAGAAGUAUUUCCAGAAGAUUUACCGGGAUUGCCUCCAGACAGAGAAAUUGAAUUUGUGAUUGAGCUACUUCCUGGUACAGCCCCUGUGUCCAAGGCACCUUAUAGAAUGGCACCAGCAGAACUAAAGGAAUUAAAGAUACAAUUGCAAGAACUCCUGGAUAAAAAGUUUAUCAGGCCUAGUUUUUCACCAUGGGGAGCUCCGGUGCUAUUUGUGAAGAAAAAGGAUGGGACGAUGCGAAUGUGUAUUGAUUAUAGAGAAUUGAACAAGUUGACAAUCAAGAAUAAGUAUCCACUUCCUAGAAUUGAUGAUCUUUUUGAUCAAUUACAAGGAAGAGGAGUGUUUUCAAAGAUUGAUUUGAGAUCUGGGUAUCAUCAAUUAAAGAUUAGAGAAGAGGAUGUACCAAAGACCGCAUUUCGAACUCGGUAUGGCCAUUAUGAGUUCCUUGUGAUGCCAUUUGGAUUAACUAAUGCUCCAGCUGCAUUCAUGGACUUGAUGAACAGGGUGUUUAAGGACUACCUUGAUAAGUUUGUAAUAGUGUUUAUUGAUGAUAUCUUGGUGUAUUCUCGAUCCCAAGAAGAACAUGAGGAACAUUUGAGGUUGACGUUGGAGAAAUUAAAAGAAAAACAACUCUAUGCCAAAUUUAAGAAAUGUGAAUUU